This is a messenger RNA of Pectinophora gossypiella (pink bollworm), 1322 nucleotides long. RefSeq lists its product as uncharacterized. Lineage: Eukaryota; Metazoa; Arthropoda; Insecta; Lepidoptera; Gelechiidae. The transcript has 4 exons. The coding region runs from base 201 to 1142 and encodes 313 amino acids. The record is from RefSeq and is a predicted model, not a curated record.
AUUUGGGAUUGCUUACAAAUUGGGAGCCCCAGUUGUAGGAACCACGUCGCAUAUCCUCAUGCCUUACCACCACAACAGAUUAAGGAUUCCGUACAAUCCUUCCUACGUGUCUUUCCAUUUCCUAGGAGGCACUAGACCAACAUUUUUUCAGACUAGAACGAUUCAUACUAGACUUCUAUUUCAAACAAGAUUACUAUUGGAUGUCUCAAAGAAAUAAUCAAAAUACGCUUGCUAAAUACUUCGAUGACAUUCCUCCUUUGGAAGAACUGGCGAGAGAAAUGAAAUUUCUUCUGUUAUAUCAAAAUUUUGUGAUGACGGGUUCAAAGAUACUUCCAGUCAAUGUUAUAGAGGUCGGGGGAUACCACGUGUCCAAAGCCAAGCCAUUAUAUGGAGAUACCCUAAUUUACCAAGAUAUGGCGUGUUGUUGUAAAUCCGAAAAAACUAACAAGAUCGCCGUGAGCUGCUUGGGGCGGUGCGACUUACCCAAGCACAGAUGUCUGGACAGGGAGGACAUAAGGCCGGGGCCAGUCCCGAAGAACAUGGGAUGGCUCUACACGGCUAGGGAUGCGCCUGAACAUCAGUUGCGCUGCGGCUGGCGGCCCGGCCACAUAUCAUGCUCUGUCCUCCGCCGGAUUGAACAACACAACUGCAUGAAAUGCGGCGAGUGCAACCCGUGUGCGUCCGUCUGCUCCAAGCCACCUUGCUUCAAAUCCUGCUGUAUGCCUCCAAAAUGUGUUACCGUUUGCCCUUCGACCACCUGCUGCAAAGGCCCUCCCUGUUGCCAGCCGCUUAUCAGAGUCAUAAGACAUAACGGGCAAUACAGUAUCGUGACGAAACCCUCAGAAAUAACCAACCACCCCUCCGGACCUUACCCCUUAAAAUACGUCCUCAAUACUGAUUUUGACGACAUCAAAUCCGAUGACAAAGCCAAGUUCAGCGUUGAAGCUAAGUUCAACGACUACCACUUUGAUUAUACGAGCUCCCAAUCCUCGUUUGUGUUAGACUUCUCGCCGCCCGAGCCGAAGUGCUAUAAACCGUGUCCGAAGAGAAGCAGUGUAUGCCUUACUUGUCAACAGGCUCCAGCCGCUCCUGCCCCUGCGUCCUCUGCAUCCCCCCCUGCUUCCCGUAAAAAUAGCAAAUAAAUUGAAUUGUUGACACGCUUACAAAGACUGUUGAGACCUGCAGUGAAUAUGGAUCACUUAUUUUACACAGUUUACUUCAAGUACGAGAAAUAUAGACUGAAGCAGAAGUACAUACAGAACAUUAUUCAGAAACAUUACAAAGAUUGAAUAUUUACUUUCAAUAAACUAAUACUUUUUCUA